AAUAAUUUCAAGCGGCAUUAAUGUAGGCAUCAAUAUAUAAUGCGUGUGGACAUCAACAUAUUGUGCUCUGGAAGGGAGGCUCCUGUGCGGAGCGUGCCCGUGCCCGACGACAUUGGCGAGAACCCGCACGUAGCUGUCAGUAGGAAAUGCUGGCUGCGGGUGUUGGAUGUCCCCCCGCUGCGGCGCUUGGAUAAAUUAAACAAAGAAAGUCCUUUUUGUUUUAGAAUGAAGACUGUUACUUAAAGGAUCGCUUGGAUUUGGUGAGAAUCGUCGCAGCGGGUCCGCAUGUCUGACCGAUAUAACCGAAACACUCAGCUAGCUAGCUAGGCUAACAGAAACAGAACACUAUCGGCGCUAAUGCUAAGAGUUAAAUUAGGCUAAAAUAAGCUAACAUAGCUAGCUGGUAACUUAGCUAGCUAGCUCGCCGCUUGCAGGACGUUUUCCUCUUCCAGGUCCUCACUCAGUUCAGCGGCUCCUUCCCCGGUGUCUCUGUUUUUUCGUGUUUUCAUUUUACGGAGGAGGUUGCGGAGCCGGAGCUGUGGCGGGGGGGCGUGCGGACAGGAACCCCCUGGCUAUCCAGGCGGACGGAUCACAGUGACACGCCGGUCGUGGGAGAGAUCAGAGUGGAACCAUGGCUGAACUCUCCACCCUAUCCCCAUCACCCCCUGCGUUGGGUGAUCCUCACUCUGCUCCAUCCAUCUCUCCGUCCUCAUCGGCUGUCGCUGCUCCCAGCAUCCCUGCUCCAGAGUCUAACAGGGAGAUAGCCUCACCCAAGUCCUCGCUCUACAAUGACAAAGCUUUGACUGGAUACUCUCCUUCAACACAGUCUCAGGGUUCAGCCUUGAAUCCCAACUCACCCUCAAGUCCUCCCAAACUCACUACUGAGACACCGCUCACAUCAUUGGUACAUGAGCCUGCUCCACAGGGAGAGGAAUCGGUAGGGAAAGAUGCAGAGACUGGAGCUCAUGUCCUAAAGCAGGAGGCGACAACCAGUGAGCCGGCAUCUGCGGGGCUUUUGAAUACUGAAUCAGAGACCCCAGCACUGUCAAGUGAGCUACCGGCAUCCCCUUCUCCUGAGCUUAAUCCUGGCCCUAAUCUCUACCCCAAUGUGCGUGUCACCCACAAUCCAAAUCCUGUCAUGGAUGACGGUCAAUUUACAGCGGUCCAACCCCAACCCGCUGCCGCCUCCAAUCCUACUCCUGCUCUUCCAGCAUCCACCAAUACAGAAGCAACAGCAGAGGAGGAGAAACCUCAGCAACAAGCACAAAAGCCUCAAAGUCCGCCUCCUCCACUCUCCCCAAAGCCUGACAUGCCCAGUGAAGCAAGGAAAGGAGAACUGCCCAGCACCCCCACCAGAGCUGAACCCCCCAGCCCGACUGUCCCACUGAUCCACGAGCCGGCCCCUAUUCUCCCAAUGCCCAAACGGCCAGCCCCUGAUACCCUCAGCUACCUAGAGUCAGCCAGCCUGAUGUCGGGGACGUUGGAGUCUCUGUCUGGGCUGGGAGAGGAUGGCAGCUCUGUGGGCUCAGACUCGGAGAUCAAUGGCCUUGCUGUCAGACGCACUGAUAAAUAUGGCUUCCUAGGUGGGAAUCAGUACAGUGAUAGUGGUGAAAAGGACCUUCGAGUUGAAGUGGCCAGACAGAGGGAGGUAAAAUGGCUUGACAUGUUCCACAACUGGGAUAAGUGGGUUAAACAUCGCUUCCAGAAGGUGAAGUUGCGCUGUAGGAAGGGGAUUCCAUCUUCUCUCAGAGCCAAAGCUUGGCAGAUGCUGUCCAACAGUCAAGAGCUCCUGGAAGCCAACCCUGGAAAAUUUGAGGAGCUGGAGAGAGAGCCGGGAGAGGCUAAAUGGCUGGACAUUAUAGAGAAGGAUCUUCACAGACAGUUUCCCUUCCAUGAGAUGUUUGCUGCUCGUGGUGGUCACGGGCAACAGGAUCUGUACCGGAUCCUGAAGGCCUACACCAUUUACCGGCCUGACGAGGGCUACUGCCAGGCCCAGGCUCCUGUGGCUGCAGUGCUGCUUAUGCAUAUGCCAGCUGAGCAAGCUUUCUGGUGCCUCGUCCAGAUAUGCGAGAAGUUCCUUCCUGGUUACUACAGUGCAGGACUGGAAGCGAUCCAGCUGGAUGGCGAGAUCUUCUUUUCCCUCUUAAGGCGUACGUGUCCGAUGGCGUAUCGUCACCUUAAGAAGUUCAAGAUUGACCCGAUUCUCUACAUGACUGAGUGGUUCAUGUGUAUCUUCUCUCGCACCUUACCAUGGGCAUGUGUGCUGCGUGUAUGGGACAUGUUCUUCUGUGAAGGGGUGAAGAUAGUGUUUCGUGUGGGUCUGGUGCUACUGAAACAGAUGCUCGGCUCUGUGGAUAAACUUCGGGAACUCCAGGGCAUGUAUGAAACGAUGGAGCGUCUAAGGAACAUCUCACCUGACAUGAUUAGAGAGGACACAUUGGUACAGGAGAUUAUCAUGCUCCCGGUGACGGAGUCGCUCAUAGAGAGGGAGUGCAGUGUCCAAGUAAGGAAGUGGAGGGAGUCCAGAGGGGAGCUGACACACCAGCCGGCCCGUCGCCUCCACGGCACGAGGGCCAUCUUUGAGUACAAACGUCGUGCUGCCUCCAUCAGCUCUGGCGGCAGCUUCUCUUUCCUGGGAAGCCCGAUCCCUCCGCCAGGACCCCUCAGGGCGUCAUCCAGCCUCCUGUCACUCCCUGGCUUCCGCAAGUCCAAGGCUCCUUUCCACUCCCACAAGAAGGGCUCUUUCUCUGGGCCAUCAGGAAUGGAGGGCCUGCCACCUCAGUCCCCACCUGCAGUAACAUCAAGCCCAGGACGAGGCCCCAGCCAUAAACCACCCAUUCCCCCAGGGGCAGGUCAGAGGGCACCUGCGCCCCACAUUCAGAGCCCACUAGUAGGGGGCUCAGCUAGCUCAUCACGUGGGCCUGCUCCGGCCUCAGAAGGCACCACAGCACAGGGCCAGACUCCUGCUUCUGCCACAGCACAAAGCACAGCAUCUCCAGCCACCGCUCUAGCGCCCUCGCCUAAGAUCGUCUCUGAGCAAAUUACUCCGACUAUCCCCUCUCCUACUGCAAACAAUGCCCCUCUGCCGCCAUGUCCAGAUUCAAAGAAAGAAGCGGCGCCGCCAGCUGAUGCCACAACUGUAGAAGAAGACGGAGGGAAGAAGAAGAAGAGGAGCAAGGAAGACAAGAAGAAGGAGAAGGAAGAUGAGAAGAAGAAAAUGAAGGAGAAGAAAGAAAAGGAAAAGGCUGAAAAAGAGAGGCUCAAGAAGGAAAAAGAGAGGCUAGAAAAGGAGAAGAAGAAAGGGGGGAAGAAAAAGGACAAAGGGGGAGGAGAAGCCGAGGACAAAAAUGGAGCUACAGGAGCGAGAGAUUCGGCCUAGUUUGCCUCCCCGUCAUUCCAGGAUAAUGAAAAGGGACGUUGAACAAAAAAAGAGGUCAGGGGAACAAAAGACCCCUAGAAACUGAAAGAGUGAUUAAUAAAAAAAAAAAAAAAAGAUGGGAUGGCUUCCUGUGUAACACAUCGUUUUGAAGACUUAAUGUAGUCCUUGGACUAUGGUGGAGAAAACUGGAUCAUGGUUUUAAUAGCACCUCGGGGUGAGGGGUUUUGCCCCUCACUCAAUGCUUUCUUUUUCACAGAGUUUUAGUAAGAUGGGACACAUUUCCUUUUUCAACUGGAGCAUGUGACUGUGAACCUGGCUAAUUUUUCAGAAGAUAACAGUCAUUAUCUCUUAACGUUUUUUUUUAAAUUAUUUUGAUUUUCUCUCAUUUUUAUUGUUUUAAUCAGAUUGAUGGCAGUGGUUAGAGAAACAUCGACUCAAACGAUUGUUGAACUGAAGGUUUGCAGAGAUAGUUACUGGUGCCAUAGAGUUUGUAAAUAAAAAGUCUACCUACAGAACAUAGGAUCCUAAAAAAACACUCCAUACGCCCCAUCAGUUCUCAUCUGUGGACAGGUUAUUUGGAUGCCUGGGACAAAAAGAAAAGAAAACCCUUUGAAGUCGUCUCACAGGCAGGCACUGAAGGCAGAAAUGCUAGUAAUGUUGUUGAGGAUGUAUUUAUUGUCAUGUUAAAUGUUGUGAGUGAGUGUGUGCCUUAGUAGUUUAGUGAAAUGUGUUACCGUUCUAUGUGGCUCUCCCUGUUUUCAGUCUGCCUGCUUUUUUUUUCUAAAUUCAAACCAUCAUUCAAUCUUGUGUGGUUCUUCCCCAAAUUUGUUAGAGUUUCAUUCUAAUGGGGAAAAUUAAGGAAUGUCCACAGACGAAAGGGGGAGAAAAAAAAACCAACAACAACAACCGGACACCAUGCAGUGGUGCCUAAUGGUUUGUUUAUGUGUGUGUUUUGUCUCUCGAUAAAAACAACACACAGGGAGCUUUUUAUUAUUUUGAUUUCAGGCCUCAUUUUACAUUUUUUGUCUGAGGCUGACAUUUCAACAUUAUGGAUAAACUGGUCAUGCAAAAACAUGCGAUAUCGAGCAGUGACCCUGCACAAGUCCUGCAGACCAAACGUCCACCCGUAAAAAAUAUGUAUUAAUUUACUUUUGACGAACAAAAUCCUACGUACGUGUUUUAUUUAGCCAAAUUUCAGUAUGGGUAAGAACUUAUGUUCGUCCACCCAUUAGAAUGUGAUUUCAAGUAUCUUAAGAGAAUGAAGGAUGUUUUUUGCACUUGUGAUUUUGUCACAAAGCACCACUGAAGUCAACCACUCCGAUAGUUUAGUAACGUAGAGAACGAGAGCCGACAGGCCGGUUUCAGAGUUUGAAUUCUGUGCCUCGAGGACUUAUAGGAAGCCACUUGACUGGAGGUGCCAGGUGUGCCAAUGUAGCAUUAACCUCUGACCUUUGACCUUUGGGCUUUGUUGUAUUUAUGUACAAAGUGGUUAAUUUAAUCAAAUAUAGUAUAUUAUGAAUUACUAUUAUUAUUAUUUUCGAUCUGACUAUUUUUCUAUGUGAGUUCGAGACACCUGGUUGACUGGAAUGAUGGCUGACUACACACAGUGUAGUUGCAGGGGGGGAUCAUCUAAGUGUUUAUCUUGAUUUCCUUUUUUUUUUUUUUUUCUUUGCACGCUAAGUCCUCUGCUUUUACAUGACAAAUUUGAUGCAUGUCUUUGCUAUUAUUUAAGUUUACUGUCAUUGUUGGUUUGGGUCAACUCUAGGUUCACAAGUCUCUAGUUUACUGAAGUGCAGUAUUAAACAGACUUGAGUGGAAAUACGAGGCCUCCGACAGAACAAACAGUGAGAUGGGUGAUUCAGACAGAAGUUUUGGGAGUCGAAGGUCUUAAUCGUACUGUAUAAUAUACUUUGAGGUGAUUUGAAUAGUCCUUUAAUUCGAGAUCUUAAGUAUGUCUGUCUCACCAGGUUGUGUUGUAACAUUCAUAAUGACUUAUGGACUAACUCCCUAACCUAUUUACACUCAGUGUUCUGUACUGUAAAAUAUUUAUGCAUACUUUAAACUGCACUGAACCCCAUCAGUAUACGAUGAAUAGUGCCAGGUAGUUAGUAUAAAACCAUAUGAUGGCGAAAAAAAACAAACAAAAAACAUAGAUGCUCUUUAACUGUGCUGUCUUUGUAGUUAAGGAUUAGAGGGACUUUCGUGUAAUUGUAGCCAACAUGUUCUCCAUAUUCAUUGUUUUUCACUUAUUUCAGGUCUCUACAUGGCUGUCAUUUAAAUAUAUAAACAUCACGCACUCCCUCCCUCCUCUAUUUCGACGCCAGUGCAUUUAUAGGCACAGAUUAGUGUAGUGUUAGUGAGGAUAAAUUGAACACAUCUAUGCAAACCAUCUUCCAUCAUGACUGUGGACAAGUGUGCAGACGGCAGCACUUAAUAAUGACCAUCAGAUUGGUGCCAUGGAAUAAUGAAAUUUGUGCUGCAGUAGGUUUUUCUGAGCGCACUUUCAGGCCCGUGGACUUCAAUAUUUUAUGAGCAAUACGUCCUUGCAGCUCAUUUCUCGAUGAUGUUGUCAUUUCUCUUUGUUCAGAGGGCUCGAGAUGUCAUGAAGUUCAAAUUAAUCUCUCGCUAGCUUGUGGAAUCAGCACUUCCCUCUGCAAUGUGGAGGACAAGAAUCAAGGAAAUCCAUUUCUACAGGUCCUUUGUGCAUUUCUGCAAUGAUCCUUAAAUUUGUCGUUCUUGGUUACAUUUGAUUGGGACUGACCCCACUGAUGCAAAUGUCUGAAGAGGCGUUUUUAGCUGUUUCUCUCCCCAUGCCGUUAUGUCUUCUGUGUUUUUAAGUUUACAUGUCACUCUCUCUCUCUGGCGAAAGUGAAAUAAAAUCAUAGCUAAUUGAAUUCAUUCCUUCAGAUCUACAACUGAUGUAUUUAAUUGAUGAUGAUAAUGACAUUUGUGAUGAGUAAUAAACCAUAAUAUAUUAAAUCA
Molecule: messenger RNA, 6361 nt
Organism: Acanthopagrus latus (yellowfin seabream)
Lineage: Eukaryota; Metazoa; Chordata; Actinopteri; Spariformes; Sparidae
Product: TBC1 domain family member 10A-like
Exons: 10
Coding region: 632-3379 (915 amino acids)
Source: RefSeq, a predicted model, not a curated record